This is a messenger RNA of Panthera uncia (snow leopard), 2904 nucleotides long. Its product is annotated as histone deacetylase 1-like. Gene Ontology annotation, molecular function: histone deacetylase activity. The record is from RefSeq and is a predicted model, not a curated record. NCBI's taxonomy places the organism in Eukaryota, Metazoa, Chordata, Mammalia, Carnivora, Felidae.
ACUACCUAUUUAUUGCAAUCACAGCUAAAUGCCUCUCCUGUCUGCCUGGUUGGAAGGAUCCUCCAUAGUCUGAUGUAGCCUAAGGCAAGGAUUUGCUGUCUCUAAUGCUUCUCUCCAAGGCAGUCACAUUGGCAUGCUUCUGCAUGCAACUCUUCUGUGCAUCCGCAUGCCAAACCAAAGCCAACACGACCUUUCCUCUUCCCUCCCACUGCUGCUGAAACUGCCCUUUGCUGUCUCUGGCUCUAAAUUAAGCAGUAGCUGUAUGGAAAUAAAUAGACACCAGAGGUCAGGCCUGAGCUUAGAGCUUGGAAGUUUCAAGGCUAGAGCAGCCUGGAGCUAGGAGAUAAGGAAGCCAUAUAUCCAAAAACACGUACGAAUUUUCCAUGUUAAAACAGACUUUUAAACAAGAAGACACUGUUUGGUAGAAAUAUGCAUGCCUUUUAUUUUCUUUUUCAUAUCUUCCUGUGUUUUCCAGUUUUUCUGUAAUGAGCUUAUAUGACUCCUAUAACUAGAAAAAAAGCAUUAUUUAAACAAAAUAAAGACUAAAGAAAAAGAUACAAACUAAGACAUAAAAGAACUCUGUCACUAUUGAAAAUGGCUACUGGUAAGAGCAGUAUAAAUGUGACAUAUGCACAUCAUGCUCUAAGCUAAAUUACAUGUUUCUCAGACUGACCCUUGGUACCCCUGUGCCCUCUUUCUGUUUCUUUUCUCCAGCCUUCUCCCUCCAGUCUGCUUUUCACACCUUAGUUGCUGACUACUUCUGUUCUAUAUGGACCACCUCCUUUCAUAGAGAAACACAUUUGCUUUAAGGUGUAGGUGACUGGGUUAUGCUUCCUGGCAGGGAUUUGAGUGGCUUUGUAUCUUAAGCAUAGACCUCUAGAAGGAUUUUGCCUUAAUUUCACUCAGUUGUUAGACUGAAGCCACCCUUUCUAGUUACGAGAUUUAAUCACAUUUAUAGGAGUUUUUAAGAUUAAUGUUGAGGAUACCAACCUAAUAAAAUUUUGGUUGAAGUAUAACCAAAGACUUUUAAAUGGACAAAAAGAGAGGACUAGGGAGUCUGCGGGGAAAUGGGGAAGAGUUUUUGAUGAUGAUGCUUCCGUGACCCCCACAAAUACAUUUUAAACUUGAUACACAGUUGGAUAGAAGCAAAUACAAUGAUUAUAUGGGUUUUAUUUCUUGGUAAUAUUGUAAUAUAUAUUCUUCCUUGUUAAUUUUAGAGUUAAAAUGAUCCUCUUGUUUGCUUAGAACAAGAGAUACUGGAAAAUAUUAUUUAGUUCCAUAAAUAAUGGUAGCUUACCAUGUUAAGACUGGUUACUGGGGAGGCCAGACGGACCGACUGACGGGAGGGACAGGAGCCGAGCAAAAUGGCGCAGACUCAGGGCACCCGGAGGAAAGUCUGUUACUACUAUGACGGGGAUGUUGGAAAUUACUAUUAUGGACAAGGCCACCCAAUGAAGCCUCACCGAAUCCGCAUGACUCACAAUUUGCUACUUAACUAUGGUCUCUAUCGAAAAAUGGAAAUAUAUCGCCCUCACAAGGCCAAUGCUGAGGAGAUGACCAAGUACCACAGUGACGACUACAUUAAAUUCUUGCGCUCCAUCCGCCCAGAUAACAUGUCUGAGUACAGCAAACAGAUGCAGAGAUUCAACGUUGGUGAGGACUGUCCGGUAUUUGAUGGCCUGUUUGAGUUCUGUCAGUUAUCUACUGGUGGCUCUGUGGCAAGUGCUGUGAAACUUAAUAAGCAGCAGACGGACAUCGCUGUGAAUUGGGCUGGGGGCCUGCAUCAUGCAAAGAAGUCUGAGGCAUCUGGCUUCUGUUACGUCAAUGAUAUCGUCUUGGCCAUCCUGGAACUGCUAAAGUAUCACCAGAGGGUGCUGUAUAUUGACAUUGAUAUUCACCACGGCGAUGGCGUGGAAGAGGCCUUCUAUACCACAGACCGGGUCAUGACUGUGUCCUUUCAUAAAUACGGAGAGUACUUCCCAGGAACUGGGGACCUACGGGAUAUUGGGGCUGGCAAAGGCAAGUAUUACGCUGUUAACUACCCGCUCCGAGAUGGGAUCGAUGACGAGUCCUAUGAGGCCAUUUUCAAGCCGGUCAUGUCCAAAGUAAUGGAGAUGUUCCAACCCAGUGCAGUUGUCUUACAAUGUGGCUCUGACUCCCUAUCUGGGGAUCGGCUAGGUUGCUUCAACCUGACCAUCAAAGGGCACGCCAAGUGUGUAGAGUUUGUGAAGAGCUUCAACCUGCCUAUGCUGAUGCUGGGAGGAGGUGGUUAUACCAUCCGUAACGUGGCCCGCUGCUGGACGUAUGAAACAGCCGUGGCUCUGGACACGGAGAUCCCAAAUGAGCUUCCACACAACAACUACUUCGAAUACUUUGGGCCAGAUUUCAAACUUCACAUCAGUCCUUCCAGUAUGACCAACCAGAACACCAAGGAGUACCUGGAGAAGAUCAAACAGCGACUGUUUGAGAACCUGCGAAUGCUGCCCCACGCACCUGGGGUCCAAAUGCAGGUGAUUCCUGAGGAUGCCAUUCCAGAGGAGAGUGGCAACGAGGACGAAGAAGACCCUGACAAGCGCAUCUCGAUCUGUUCCUCUGACAAACGAAUCGCCUGUGAGGAAGAGUUCUUGGACUCUGAUGAAGAGGGAGAAGGCGGUCGCAAGAACUCUUCCAACUUCAAAAAAGCCAAGAGAGUCAAAACUGAGGAUGAAAAAGAGAAAGAUCCAGAAGAGAAGAUCACAGAAGAGGAGAAAACCAAGGAGGAGAAGCAAGAAGCCAAAGGGGUCAAGGAGGAGGUCAAGUUGGCCUGAGCAGACCUCUCCAGUUGUGGCUUCCUGCCAAGUUUCCCACCUUUCUCCCACAACCCCUCAGAUUUUAUAUUUUCUAUCUCUCUGUGUAUUUAUAUAA